CUGCUCGACGAGGCGGGCAAACUUUUUGAGCGUAUCAUCGCAGAUCGCCUCGUCAGCCACUUGUGCAGAGAGGGGCCGGACCUGGAUGACAACCAGUUUGGUUUUCGUCGCGGGCGCUCCACCAUAGACGCUAUUACGCGCGUGAGGGCCCUGGCGGAGGAGACAGUAUCCCGGGGUGGGGUGGUGCUGGCGGUGUCCUUAGACAUCUCCAACGCUUUCAACACCCUACCCUGGAGUUGCAUUCGGGAGGCGCUGAAUUACCAUCGCGUGCCUCCCUACCUCCGCCGCACAAUAGGGGCUUACCUUGAGGAGAGAUGCGUUACCUAUUGGGGACGUGACGGCGCUGGUCGGCGCGUCAUGUCGUGCGGUGUUCCGCAGGGAUCGGUCUUGGGACCGCUCCUGUGGAACAUCGGCUACGACUGGGUGCUGAGAGGUGAACUCCCGUCGGGCGCCGACUUGACGUGUUAUGCGGACGACACGCUCGUCACUGCCCGGGGGAGUUCGUACAGGGAAGCAGCGUUGGUUGCCACGGCUGCGGUGUCACAAGUGGUGAACCGCAUCCGGCGCCUGGGCCUGGAGGUGGCCCUAAGUAAGUCGGAGGCCAUGGUGUUCCAUGGACCUCGACGCGCGCCGCCGCCGGGUUCACACAUCGUGGUCAGCGGGGCCCGGAUAGCUGUCGAGUCCACCAUGAAGUAUCUGGGAUUGGUGCUCGACAGCCGAUGGGAAUUCGGACCCCACUUCCGGCGGCUGGCGCCCAAGCUGAUGGGUGCAGCGGGCGCGCUAUCAACGUUGCUUCCCAACUUGGGGGGCCCGAGCGCCGCCUGUAGGUGGUUGUACGUGGGAAUCGUGCGGUCCAUGGCCCUGUAUGGGGCCCCUGUGUGGGCGAUGGACAUGACGGCCAGCACUCUCGCCAUUCUGCGUAAACCGCAGAGGGCGAUGGCCGUCAGAGUCGUCCGCGGGUAUCGCACGAUUUCCUACGAGGCGGCUUGCGUCCUGGCCGGAUCCCCGCCCUGGGACCUAGAGGCGAAAGUACUCGCGUCAUUAUAUCGAUGGCGCGAGGAAGAGCGGGCACGGGGCUCGAGGCCGGUGCAGCGGCAGAUCGCGCUGCGCCGAGAGGAGCUCCGUCAGGUCUUGGUGGCGGAAUGGCGGCAAAGGCUUCUGCGCCCUACCGCCGGCCUCGCUACCGUCGAGGCGAUCCGGCCAGUACUCGACGACUGGCUCGGGAGAAGGCACGGCUCCCUGUCGUUUAGGGUGACGCAGGUGCUGUCGGGGCAUGGCUGCUUCGGCAAGUACCUGCGCCGCAUAGACAGGGAGCCGGACGCUCGGUGCCACCACUGCGUCCAUUGCGGGGAGGACACGGCGCAACACACGCUCGCCGAGUGUGUAGCUUGGGAGGAGCAGCGCCGUGUCCUCACAAAUAAAGUAGGAGGCGAUCUGUCGCUGCCGGCCUUAGUGCGGAAGAUGGUCGGUAGCGCAGAGUCGUGGGAUGCGGUGGUGUCCUUCUGCGAGGACGUGAUGUCGCAGAAGGAAACUGCGGAACGGGAAAGGGAGAUCUCGACUCCCUUCCCUGGCCGCAGAAGGCGCACCGGGCGCAGGAGAAGGGCGGACAACGCCCUUUUCCGGCCCCCAUAA
This is a messenger RNA of Parnassius mnemosyne (clouded apollo), 1632 nucleotides long. The record is from the annotation of a GenBank genome assembly. NCBI's taxonomy places the organism in Eukaryota, Metazoa, Arthropoda, Insecta, Lepidoptera, Papilionidae.